GGCGCCGCGUCCGUCUCCCGGACGCCCAGCGGUUGCCUUGACUACGGUAGGCGCGGUGGACACUCAGAAGCCUCAGGUGCAGAGGAGCUGCUGAGCGAAUCCGCUAGCUUUGAGCAUGAGGAGCUGGUGUCUGUGUCAGAUUUGUACCUGUGGGCGACAUCAUUGCCCACAUGGAACCACCAAGAUUUAUGAAAAUUCUGGUGUGUCUUAUCCCACAACUGAGUACCUGGAAAAAUAUCCUAUGUAUGGCAAUGUUCUUCCACCUCAGAGUCUGAAACCCAAGGAAGAAGUUCGAGCAUAUCGUGGUAAAAUGGAAGGAAUAACAACAUUUAAGUCGGAUUAUCGUCCUUAUGAAAUAGUCAAACAGCCUCGCCAUGCACCAGAAGAGUAUAAACCAAAACAGGGGGAGAUUGACCUUGGUACUACCUACAAACGGGAUUUUAAUUCUUAUAAAGUGCAGCCUGUGGCAAUAGUCCGGCCUUUGGAGAGACAACAAGUUAAAAAAGGAAAGUUGGACACUGUCCCAACCUAUAAAGAUGACUAUAGAGCUUGGGAUAUUCAGAAAAGUGAAUUUUAUAAACCAGAACAAACUUACUAUCCCCCUACUGUGAAAUUUGGAAAUUCGACUACAUUUCAGGAUGACUACGUUCCUCAGGAGAUAAAGCCUAGGCAAAGCUGUAAGCCCAGCUCUGCGGUCAAACAUUCCACUGCCCCCUUUAAUGGUGCUACAAGUCACCGCCUGGAUUAUGUACCUCAUCAGCUAGAAUUCAAGUUCGCAAGGCCAAAAGAAGUUUACAAGCCAACCCACCAACCCUUUGAGGAUCUCACAACUCACCGAUAUGACUUUCAGGGUCUUGCUGGUGAGGCUGCAAAAAUCUGCAGACCUGCGUACAACAGAGUGGCCCAGAAUGCUCACUUUGAAGGAAGCACUGAAUUCCGUGAAAGUUUUCAACCAUGGGAAAUCCCACCACCUGACGCCAAGAAAGUACCCGAGUAUGUCCCUCCCACAGGUGCCAUGCAGUGCGACAGCACAAGCCACCUCGACUACAUUCCACACCAGGCCAAACGUGUGGUUCCCAUCAGGCCAGUUUCUCAUAGAAGAAAUAACAAUUUUCCUUUCCAAGGAAAAAGCACCACGAAGGAAGAUUUUCCAGCAUGGGAAAUUUGUCGACAAGAACUUAUUAAGAAGCAACAGCAGAUUCCCAACCCCUCUGGAAAAUUCGAUGGUUUGAGCACUUUCAGAUCUCACUAUGUGCCACAUGUGUUGAUUCCAACAGAGAGCUGCAAACCUUUAAAUGUUCCCUUCAAGAGUUCCAGUCCAUUUGAUGACGUAACCUUGUACUCUACAGAGUAUACACCAAAGAAACAGGAGAUCUGCCCUGCGAGUUAUCCUUCUCCUCCAGGUUAUAUCUUUGAAAAUACAAAUUCCCGAGGUCAUAAAUUCUUCCGCAAGGUCACUCCCACAGUGAAGGCCUUCUAAUCAUCAAAUUGUGUUUAAAAGGAACCUAAUAGAAAUGCUGAUUUUUCAAGGGCAAACCCAAUUUUCUAUAUAGCAGAAAAAAUUUGCAAGAGCGAGCGAAAACAAAUCAUUUUUUAAAACUUUAAACAAGAAAUUGAGAAAAUUUAUUAUAGGAAAUCAAGAUUUCAAAAUCCAUUUUGUAUUGAUGUUUUAGCCAAGAUUGUUCUUUACUUUGCAUUUCUGAAAGUUGAAUGAUGCACAUUCCCGUCUGACCUACUUUAAUCCCAACGUACUGUCUGGUUACUUGUCUUGAUCUAUUAUUGUUUAUACUUGUGUUUAUAAUUAUGGAAAUCAUAUGGUUAUUCACGUACCAGUUAUCAUCUAUCAAGUGCACAAGGACUCUCCAGAACACCGCUGAAAAUGGUACAUGGAGUCUUCUUCCAAGACAGCAGUAUUUUUUAGAUGCUGACUUCAAGUCAUCUGCAUAGUGUACCCUGAACCAAGUUUUGGUUGGUGCUAAGAAGACGGCCACACUGCUCCUCACUGUGUUCAGGUUAGUAGGAGGUAUGGUCGUGUGACAAGUAAAGCUGCAGGCGCUGGGGAGCACAGCACCUGAGUUCAAGUUCCAAUGACAUCAGUUUCUGUCUCUGCCACCCUAGGCAAGUGACUCAUAUCUUGGAGUCCCCGUGUCUUCAUUUGUAAAAGAAUAUCUGCUUUCCCUACCUCACAAAAAUUUUGCUCUGAGCAUCAUGUCACAGGAUACAGUAUAAUCCACAAAGGCAAAGUGUUAAACAAAUGUCAGAGAUUGGGAGUUCCCGCCGUGGCUCAGCAGAAACAAUCUGACUAGCAUC
Molecule: messenger RNA, 2310 nt
Organism: Phacochoerus africanus (Common warthog)
Lineage: Eukaryota; Metazoa; Chordata; Mammalia; Artiodactyla; Suidae
Gene: SAXO2
Product: stabilizer of axonemal microtubules 2
Exons: 4
Coding region: 116-1480 (454 amino acids)
Biological process (GO): microtubule anchoring
Cellular component (GO): axonemal microtubule; sperm flagellum; ciliary basal body
Molecular function (GO): microtubule binding
Source: RefSeq, a predicted model, not a curated record